AGGCCUGUGUCUGCAAAGCGGAAGUGGGGAGGAAAAACAACAGCGGCGGCGGCGGCGUCGACUCUCGGUAGUUGAAGCAAAAGGCAGAAAACACGUCGACUCAACGGUUCCGGUAAAGCGCCCGCGGUUAGUUUACGGUUGAACUCCGGCGGUUCGGUUCGGUUCGCGCUCGCUGUUCGCACGAUGUCGUUAAUCGCGAAGAUCUUCGGCGGGGGGAAGAGUGGGAAGGCGCCCACCACCCAGGACGCGAUCCAGCGGCUCCGGGAGACCGAGGAGAUGUUGGCGAAAAAGCAGGAUUUCCUCGAGAAGAAGAUCGACCAGGAGCUGGGGACGGCGAAGAAGUACGGCACGAAAAACAAGCGAGGAGCUCUACAAGCCUUGAAGAGAAAAAAGCGUUAUGAGAAGCAGCUGGGUCAGAUUGACGGGACGUUGUCAACCAUUGAGUUCCAGAGGGAGGCGUUGGAGAACGCUAACACCAACACAGAAGUGCUUAAGAACAUGGGCUUUGCCGCCAAGGCAUUGCAGGGUGCACACCAACACAUGGACAUAGACAAAGUAGAAGAUUUGAUGUCGGACAUCACAGACCAGCAGGAAUUAGCUCAGGAGAUCUCUGAUGCCAUUUCCAGACCAGUCGGCUUUGGAGAAGAGUUUGACGAGGAUGAACUCAUGGCUGAGCUGGAGGAUCUGGAACAGGAAGAGCUGGACAAAAACCUUCUGGAAAUCCAAGAAACAGACGAUGUCCCUCUGCCCAGCGUACCAUCUACAUCACUCCCUGCAAGACCAGCCAAGAAGAAGGAGGAAGACGAAGACGACUUCUCGGAACUCGAGGCCUGGGCAGCUAACUAAGCUAGCCUGCCAUUCUAGCUAGCUAGUGCCCCUCUCCUGUCUGUUUCUGUGCUACCAGACUGGUCCCAUACAUCUGGAGGACAGACAGAGACUCUGGGCUCCUGAGCUUGCUGCUCUGUCUUAAAGUCGACAUCCCAAUAUCUAACCAUACCCCCAGCCCUGAAGUAUGCACUUGUGCACACGUUUGCUGACUCGAGAUGAUGUGAACCCAGGCUGUUCUCUUCAAAUUAAUGUUAUAAUAAGAAUCACUUUGCUCCACCUGCACACUCCUCUGUAUCUAAAGGGCAUCGAGCAUGAAAAGUAAAUGUCGUGCCCUCACAGCCUGUGGUUAUGAUUAUCAAAGAGCUCUUUUUAAGAAAAAGAGUGCACGAAUGAGCACUUAGGGCCGGAGCUUGCAAGUGCAUACUUCUAGGGACGGGUGUGUGGAGGAACACGACAAUGCUUGUUUCUGGGAGGAAUGUGAAAAAAUAAUCUAAAGAUGUGUGGGAAGAAAAAUCAAAAACAGAAAGACGACGUGACUCGGCCAUUUCUCUGCUUCCUGUGCUGUCAUGUCUCUGCUCUUCUAAGAUGGUGACGACAACCUUCAUCCACACCAUCUCUGCUAAAUCUCAACAAAAAGGAUUAAUGAUGAAAGUGUGGGACUUUCUCAUUGACACGUCACUGUCAAACCACACAAAACACAUCACAGAUAUGUAACAGUGCAGUAAAACAUCUGGCUAUUAGAGAAAUCUGUCAGCCAUAUCUCGCACUGCCGAAGUGCCCGUGGGCAACUUCUUGUUUACUUAUCUAGGGCCAUGUUGGUCCAACCACUUAAAAUACUAAAAUGUUGUGUGAGGAGAGAGUAAAAAUAGAUGAAAACCUUUAGAGUAACAGUGAUGCCAGUGCUCUGGUUCCACUGAUGAACCUUAACCACCACGGUCCCCUUCGCCAAACAUUGAAAAAGUGAAAAGCUGUUCAGUCACGAUUCUUAGUGAAUAUCAGAAGCUUUCAACCUCAUUUUCCAAAGCAACCGAUGCUCAUGCUAACGUGCUAAUGCUCGACUUUGCCAGAGACUUUGGUUUCUAAACUUUAACUCAAGUCGAUGACACUGGCAGAUAAGAGCAGGAAAAAUUAAUUAAAAGCAAAAAAAAUGAGACAAAAUCAAAAGCUGAAAUUUGUUUGAUAAUCCUGUAAAAAGGAUCUGACCCCUGAGAACUUAAAUAAGAUUUAUUUGAUGUAUUGAUUUCCUAAUUACAAAAUCAGAUGGAUGAGUAGAAGCAUGAGCCAUAUUAUUAUAUUAGGACAGUGUAUACAUUGCUGUCAAGAUGGUGCAGGUACGAAUGGCCGCUAGAGGACACACUACAAUGCGAGGUGCCGACUCCCUCGUCUGUGGUUUAACAGUGACGUCCUCUCAGAGAAUCCCUCACGUGUUGAAUUGUAAAGAUUCUGGGUGUGAGCGUGCGUGAUGUUUUCUCAGCGCCUUGACACAGUGACCUCUUGUGAAUAUUACGUCAACUCGAGACGGUGACCUGGAUUUCUUUUUUUUUUUCUUCCUUCUUUUACUAUUAACUCACCUGUAGUGAAAAAACAUUUGAUUUGAACAUUGAACAACACACGCGACAUGCGUUGGCCUUCAUGGAAAAAUGAGGAUUUGAGCGAUUCCAGCUGCUGCUCACCGCCCUGCUACUUAUGCUGUAAAACUACACUUCCCUCCUCCCAUCUGCAGACACAUUUAUGCAUGGACGGAUUGAGGUCGGCCCAGAAUCAAACAGCUGGUUGAGUGUGAACAUGACGUAUUUUUAAAAAAGGAGCAAUUUAAAAACUUUUCUCAUUUUUGUAACGCUAAAUCACCAAGUAAGUGGGUCGACCUCAACCCUUGUUAUAUUUAACAACAAACUAUCAAAAAGAAGUGUAGAUAUGAUGCCAAUGGAGUUUGUUUUUCUUUUUCCUGUGUGUGUGUGUGUGUGUGUUCUGGCUCAAAUAUUACCCAUGUGCUAUCUGGCUGCACAGAAACAGUGUGACCAGUAGCCAGUUCUGCUCAGAGCUCUACAAAGGGUUGGACAUUGGAGAUUGUUUUUCCCGUGUGGCAACCAUGUUGCUCUGUGACUGUUGUCAAUGUUGGGUUGUAUACACUUUAUCUUAAUAAAGUUGGGAUUUAAUGCAAA
Messenger RNA from Hippoglossus stenolepis (Pacific halibut), 2990 nucleotides. It is a transcript of the gene chmp4ba, whose product is annotated as charged multivesicular body protein 4Ba. The transcript has 5 exons. The record is from RefSeq and is a predicted model, not a curated record. The coding region runs from base 184 to 846 and encodes 220 amino acids. Gene Ontology annotation, cellular component: cytoplasmic side of plasma membrane; ESCRT III complex; multivesicular body. Gene Ontology annotation, biological process: late endosome to vacuole transport via multivesicular body sorting pathway; vesicle budding from membrane. NCBI's taxonomy places the organism in Eukaryota, Metazoa, Chordata, Actinopteri, Pleuronectiformes, Pleuronectidae.